Messenger RNA from Euleptes europaea (tarantolino), 600 nucleotides. RefSeq names its product tektin bundle interacting protein 1 (gene TEKTIP1). The transcript has 4 exons. Bases 1 to 600 code for a protein of 199 amino acids. The record is from RefSeq and is a predicted model, not a curated record. NCBI's taxonomy places the organism in Eukaryota, Metazoa, Chordata, Lepidosauria, Squamata, Sphaerodactylidae.
AUGGAUUUCCGUGGCUUGGCUUACAGAGAUCUGGUGUUAGAUCGGCCGUAUGUCCCCCAGAGCACUCUGGAGUCUGAUUUCCCCACUCCGCUGUACAGCGAUGAGUACCUAUCCUUGAGGGGCCCCCGCAAUGCGCCCAUCAUCAAGGAGGCCGUGCGCUGGAAGUACACCCCCAUGGGGUGGGAUGCUAUCCCUCAGACCUGGUACACGGGCCUCACCAACUGCCCCAACCGCGAGGCCUGGUAUACCCUCACCGACGGCAUUGGCAGGGAGGCCUACCACCGCUGGCACAAGUCCCACGCCAAACGGGAGAAGACUCUGCCGGCUGCUUAUGACCAGCAUUUGCGGGACAGCAGCUGGUACGACCCGAUGGUCCCUGCUCAGUAUUUGAAUCCUUCUACCCGUUGGGGUGCCUUUCUCUGGCAAGACAAGCCGGUUCCUGGAAAGGAAUAUGUUGUCAACCGCAAUCGCUGUGCCAAAGACCUGCCAGGGAAGCCUGGCUAUGUCCCGUAUCUGUCUCUGCACACGCCUGUCUUCACGGCCAAGGACUAUCGCACCUGGAGGAUGUUCAGCCACCAACCCUCCACCAACAACCAAUAA